Messenger RNA from Suillus paluster, 975 nucleotides. Its product is annotated as mitochondrial carrier. Gene Ontology annotation, molecular function: L-ornithine transmembrane transporter activity. Lineage: Eukaryota; Fungi; Basidiomycota; Agaricomycetes; Boletales; Suillaceae. The transcript is spliced from 14 exons. The record is from RefSeq and is a predicted model, not a curated record. Gene Ontology annotation, biological process: mitochondrial L-ornithine transmembrane transport. Bases 107 to 973 code for a protein of 288 amino acids.
UAUAAUCACGUCAGUAAGGCAUGUUUUCUCAACCUUCCAAUAUGAUUAUGUACAUACAUUCUUGUCUUCUGUAGUCUUUCAUCUUCUCGAGCUUGCUUGUCCAAUCAUGCCUUACCUUUCAACCGUAAAUGAUUUGGUCGCUGGCAGCGUCGGUGGUGCCGCCCAAGUCCUGGUAGGCCAGCCACUUGAUACCGUCAAGACACGCGCACAGAUCGCUCCCAAGGGAAUGUUUAAAGGACCUAUGGAUGUUCUCGCACAAACUGUUCGAAAGGAAGGUUUCUUCGCGUUGUACAAAGGGAUGGCCAGCCCCCUCCUCGGAAUAGCUGGAGUCAACUCCUUGCUGUUUGCUUCAUACGUAUACUCUAAGCGCAUCGUUUCACCGUUCCCACAGUUAUCUUUGAAGGAGAUCGCCCUUGCAGGCGCAAUGGCUGGAGCUGCAAAUGCUAUCCUUGCUAGCCCAGUCGAGAUGUUCAAAGUUCGCAUGCAAGGCCAAUAUGGUGCUGCCACGGAUAAGAAAUUGAGAGAUGUCGCGAAAGAGAUGUGGAGGGACUGGGGGUUUCGGAAAGGUGUCAUGAGAGGUUACUGGGUCACUGUUGCGAGAGAGAUACCAGCAUACGCAGGGUUUUACACAGGGUUUGAAUUCUCGAAGCGGAAGUUCCAGAGUAAGUAUGGGGACAAAGUACCCCUCUGGGCCCUCCUUGCUAGCGGUGCGACUGGCGGAAUUGCAUAUUGGCUAUCCUGCUACCCAUUGGACGUUAUAAAGUCUCGCAUUCAGUUGCGCCAGACUCCACCGACUGGCAAGCCCUGGCAGUACAUGAACAAUGAAAUCAGGAUGGUUGUCGCUGAAUCGGGAAUAUCGGGGCUUUUCCGCGGUCUGUCACCAUCAUUGAUAAGAACUAUACCCGCUGCAGCGAGCACAUUUGCGGCGUUUGAGUUGGCCCGAGAAUUUCUUAUGGAGUCCACAGGAGUGUAAGA